CCUAGCCUGUUUAUUGAUUUUGUAAAGGUUUGUUUUGGUCGAGCUGGUGGUUCCUGCGUGUGUGACUGUGGGGCGGCCCCUAACCCCUCCCCGAGGAGGCGAGGCCCGUCCAGAGCCCGCCCGAUCCCUGGCUCCGAGUCCGCGGGGCGGAGAAGGGAAAGAGGAAGGGGGAAGAGAGUGGGAGAGAGAAAGCAGGGAGAAAGAGGCCGCGGGCGUUGCCAGGAGGAGGCGGGGAAAUCGGCUCUGCCCGCACCAGCCUCUCCCUGGCCGGCUGCAGGUGGAGUCCGCAGAGGGUGCCGAUUUCGCAGCCACCCGCGCAGCCGGAGUCGCCACUUCCUCCCCGGGGCCACCUUCCAGGCCGCGAGGGUGCUGGCGUGGGAGUACUCGGUGUUCAUCUGUGCCUCGCCGAUGGCUGAGGGCCGGCGGCGGGAGGACGAGGAGGAAGAGCUACGCGAGCGCCGCGAGCUCGGGGGGCCGCGCCGCGCCCGGGGCCGAGUGCUCUCGUGCUACUUCGCUGCAGAUUGCAACGAACAAAAUAAACCAGAGCAUCGUUCAUCAAGCCAAGGACCCUUGUCAUCCAUUAGAGCGGUAAUCAAGAGAUCUUCUCGGACUUCUAUUCAGAGUGAGCUUCAUCGAGAUAGGAGGCGCCCAGAGAUCACCAUUGUGGCAGCUGAGCCACUGAGGCGGGCCUCGUGGUUUGCAGGAGCCCCGCCCCCAGGACUGGGAUUCCCCCCAUCCUCUGCAGCAGGCCCUUGGAGGCCCAGUGAGCUGGUUCCUGCUGAGCUCCCACCAUCUUAUGAGCAAGUCAUAAGAGAAAUCAACCAAGUUCAAGUUAAUACUACAAAUAAUAAUAAUGCUGCUGCCAGUCCAAGGCUCACUAUUACUUCUGCAACUCAGACUGACUUUUCAGAAGAAAUAGACAACCCUCUGCCUCAAACAUUACAGGCACCUCUCAAACCUCUUCAGCUUCCCCCAGCGGUCUCAGCCAGGGAUCCGCCGACCAGUGUGGCGCCUUUCAUAGUCUGUGACGUUUCUGAAAAGCGGAAUUGUCCAGAAAACGCCGGUGCUACAAGAUGUCCGGUGCCAAAACCAAGAACAAAAAGCAACCUCAGACCAAUAGCCAGAGACACCCCCAUUAAAGAGCAGAAUCACCAGAAAACUGACCCGGCGGCCCCAGAAGAGGCGCCAUCCCCGGGCCAGCCCCAGUCCCUGUUGGACAGCACCAGCACCUUGCAGAGUCAGGCAGGGAUGGACACUAUGAACUCAGAACAAAGCCAAAAUAGUGUUUCCAGGGUCAAAGCCUUUGACAGUCACUCAAGUACAGAAACCUCAGGGCUGCCCAAGAAACCAGAGAUUGCGCCCCGUGCACUCCGCCCACGGCCUCCUGUUUCCUCAGGGAAACACUCGGUGGCUCCCAAACCCGCUGCCAGCAGAGCUUCUGGAGAAUUGGACUCCUGGAAUGAAAACAGACUCAAGGUGGCCUCCAGGGAAGGGCUCACCCCACACUUUCCACGGAGAGAAGCCGGGAGCAUCCCAGUAACCAAACCAGAAUUGCCAAAGAAACCAAAUCCUGGCCUUAUACGAAAUGUUAAUCCUGAGAUUCUGGGAGGAGGGCCUGUGGCUGAGAGCCCUGCCGGCGGGAAGAUAGUCCCAACUCCUGCUCCUCGGCCACCGCUGCCCAAGAAAUCAGUUUCCUCAGAAAACCCCACCUGCACGGCAGCUUUGCUGAAACCAGUCACUGUUCCUCCCCGACUCCCCGUCGUGACCCACGCCAAAGCGUUCAGGUCACUGAGCGAAGGACCCUCAGCCAACCCGCCAGUUCCAGGUGUGCAAAGCAAGCCGCCAGGGGACGUGGACCUCAUCAGCUUCGGUGACGAUGUGUUACCCACCCCAUCCGGGAACCUGGGUGAAGACUCUGUUGGUCCAGAGAUGGUUCUGGAUCCCUUUCAGCUCCCCACAAAAACAGAACCAACAAAAGAAGGAGCGGUUCAACCAGCACUCACCAGGAAGCCCACUGUGAUUCGAAUUCCAGCCAAACCAGGAAAAUGUUUACAUGAGGAUCCACAAAGUCCACCUCCUCUCCCCACUGCAAAGCCUAUUGGAAAUACUUACUGUACAGUAUCUGGAAAACUUAGUAAUGUUGACAGAACGAGAAACUUGGAAUCCGAUCUUGUUGGUCAAACAGGAGGUCCUGUGCGAGGACCCCCAAGGCUGCCACCAAGACCUAUAAAUGGAAAAGUCAUACCAGCUCGACAGCCUCCUCCCAAGGGGGCCCCUGAGAGACCACCUCCCCCCAGAAUUUUUACAACCACAUCAUCAAAUAAAAAACUGCCUUUUAAUCGGUCUUCUUCUGACAUGGAUCUUCAGAAAAAACAAAGUAACUUGGCAUCUGGACUCACAAAAGCCAAGAGUCAAGUUUUUAAAAGUCAAAAUCCGGUGCUACCACCUCGCCCUAAACCAGGACACUGUCUCUACAAGAAAUACAUGCUGUCUGUGCCUCAUGGAAUCGCCAAUGAAGACAUUGUCUCGCAAAACCCCGGAGAACUCUCUUGUAAGCGUGGGGACGUACUUGUGAUGCUGAAGCCGGCGGGAAACAAUUACUUGGAAUGCCAAAAGGGAGAAGACACUGGCAGAGUUCACCUGUCUCAGAUGAAGAUUAUCACCCCACUUGAUGAACAUCUUAGAAGCAGAGCAAACGAUCCAAGCCAAGCUCUGGAGCCUGUUGACUGUAGCAUCCCUCAUGCUGUCGUUCUUCAUGAUUUUCCAGCAGAACAAGUUGAUGAUUUGAGCCUCACUUCUGGAGAAAUUGUUUAUCUUCUGGAAAAAAUAGGUACAGAUUGGUACAGAGGGAAAUGCAGAAACCAGACUGGCAUGUUUCCUACCAACUAUGUCAAAGUAAUUAUUGAUGUUCCAGAAGGAGGAAAUGGGAAAACAGAAUCGGUUUCAUCUCAUUGUAUUAAAGGUCCAAGAUGUAUUGCUCGGUUUGAAUAUAUUGGAGACCAGAAGGAUGAGUUAAGUUUCUCGGAGGGAGAAAUUAUUAUUCUUAAAGAAUACGUGAAUGAAGAAUGGGCCAGAGGAGAACUUCAAGACAGAACUGGGAUUUUCCCCCUUAACUUUGUAGAGCUCAUUGAGGAACAUCCCGCCUCUGGUACAAAUGUUUUAAGCACAAAUGUACCAUCGAAGACCAAAAAGGAAGAUUGUGGAGCAAAUUCUCAGGAUAAUAGUCUUUCUGGAGAAUGGUGUGAAGCUCUUCACAGUUUUACAGCAGAGACCAGUGAUGACUUAUCCUUCCAGAGGGGGGACCGGAUCCUGAUCCUCCAGCGUCUGGAUUCCGACUGGUACAAGGGCAGAAUGCGUGGCAAGGAGGGGAUCUUCCCAGCAGUCUUUGUGCGGCCCUGCCCAGCUGAGGCAAAAAGUAUGUCUGCUUUAGCACUGAAGGGGAGGAAGGCCAAAGCCUUAUAUGAUUUCCAUGGGGAGAAUGAAGAUGAGCUUUCCUUCAAGGCUGGAGAUAUAAUAACAGAGCUGGAAUCUGUAGAUGAUGACUGGAUGAGUGGAGAACUAAUGGGAAAAUCUGGAAUAUUUCCCCAAAACUACGUUCAGGUUUUACAAGUCAGCUAAAGGUGAAGCUUGACUGUGUUCCUUGGCACAAGAACUCACUUGAACUAUCACUUUGACUAUCAGAUACAUUUUUGCACUAUUUUUUUUAAACUGAAAGAAAUAUCUAUGCUGUACAUUGUACUCUAGGAUUUUCUGAAAGCAGAAAAUAUCUAGAUUUCAUUAUUAGAUUUCAUUCACAGUAGAAACGUGCAUGUGGAAAUUCAUGAGCAAGUAUUCUACCAAGGGAAACAUCAAGCAGGGUUAGCAAGGCAGUGAAAUACCUCCCCCCCGGGAAGUGUCUGGUGACAUCGAGCACAGGGAAGCUCCAAGCAAAAGUUGCACUUGGACAUCUAUUUUCAUCCGCAAAAGUAAAUUAACCGUGCUUCUUCAUUUUUUACUUUAGUUUAAAAAGAGGACGUUUGAUAUUCUACAUGCUGUAACUAUCAGGACAUGGUUAGUAAUCUAAAUUUCAUUGUUGAUACUCAAUUCUAACAGCUUGAGUGCAUUUGCCAGGGCAAAUCCUUGCUUCAGGAGGGGGGUCAUUUAUGACUAGUCAGAGCCUUUGUAAGAAUGGGGUGAAUCUGCUGAUGCUCACCAAGUACUCCUGUGUUCCUGUUUCCCCUUUGCUCAAGGAUUUGAAGCGGGUUAAAAUUGAGUGGAUGCAUCUUAGUCAAAAGAACAAAACCAUCCCGAGAUGCCUUGCUAAUAUGACUAACCCUUUCAUAUACCUGCUGUACUUACUUCUUUCCUCCAUUUAUACUUUAUGUUAACAGGGUUAUUAUAAAGCACAUUUUCUGAAUCAGCAAUCAUUCUCUUGACAAUUACUGGUACCCAAAGAAACAUUCAUUUUCUUUGCAUUACCCCGGUAAUAUAUAAAAGCUAUGUCUUGUUUAAGUGGUACAUUAUGAAUCACAUAUAUCUCAGAAUACAGAGCAACUAUUAAGAUGGAAAACAAUGCAAACUCCCACAUCUCAUUGCUUCCCAGUAUAAUCAGAAUGAAAAACAAUUUAAAAAGACUGAAGACUGAUACUUUCUUGGGUUUUCCCACAGCUCAUAAAGCAAACAAACAAAAAACCACUUUCCUGCUACAUCCAUUGUUAUGCAUGCCAACUUAAAAUAAAAGUGGUUCUUUAUAGGACUGAAUCAAUCAGUUUAUGGGCUGAAAAAG
Molecule: messenger RNA, 4765 nt
Organism: Rhinolophus ferrumequinum (greater horseshoe bat)
Lineage: Eukaryota; Metazoa; Chordata; Mammalia; Chiroptera; Rhinolophidae
Gene: SH3D19
Product: SH3 domain containing 19
Exons: 21
Coding region: 409-3618 (1069 amino acids)
Molecular function (GO): protein binding
Source: RefSeq, a predicted model, not a curated record